This is a messenger RNA of Hipposideros armiger (great roundleaf bat), 5325 nucleotides long. It is a transcript of the gene STON1, whose product is annotated as stonin 1. The record is from RefSeq and is a predicted model, not a curated record. Bases 115 to 2322 code for a protein of 735 amino acids. The transcript has 4 exons. Gene Ontology annotation, biological process: regulation of endocytosis; endocytosis. Lineage: Eukaryota; Metazoa; Chordata; Mammalia; Chiroptera; Hipposideridae.
CUUCCUCCCACCCCUCCUCCCGGUGUGGAUGGCGGCGGCCAGAGUCGGAGCACCAGCGCCACUGCCCAGACAGUGUACUUGAUUCCUUGAGAAGACCACGAUCCGAUUUCAAAGAUGUGCUCUACGAACCCAGGCAACUGGGUUACAUUUGAUGAUGACUCUGCUUUACAAUCUUCUCAAAGUUCAAAGAAUUCCCCUCGGGAGAAUCAAGGCAUCUGUAGACCAAACGGACUGAAGCUGAACCUCUCUGGUCCUAAGGAAUUUCCCAGUGCACCCUCCUCCACCAGUGGUACCCCUCUCCCCUCUCCCAUCAUAGACUUUUACUUCAGUCCAGGACCUCCAAGUAACUCUCCUCUUUCUACACCUACUAAAGACUUCCCAGGUUUCCCUGGCAUCCCCAAAGCAGGGACCCAUGUGCUUUAUCCUAUUCCGGAAUUAUCUUCAAACAGCCCACUUACACCACCAGGAGCAGACCCUGCCUUGCUGCCUACUAAACCAACCUGUUUGUCCCAUGCUUCCUUACCCAGUGACUACUCGUGUACGCAUCCGGCUGCCAGAGUGGGUCUUCCAGAUGACAUUAGCCCUCCCCAGGCCGAAAGCCUGGGGUUCCAAAGUGACGCUGUCCAGUUUCAGUAUUUUCGGGAGGACUGUGCUUUUUCAAGUCCAUUUUGGAAAGAUGAAGGCAGUGCUUCCCAGUUCACCUUUGACCCUCCAGGAAGCAGAAAGACAUUCCCAUCAAGAGACAAAGAGAUGCCAAUUGAUCAAAAAAGCUUAAAUCAGUGUUCACUCAGCUACAUCUGUGAGAAGCUUGAACAUCUCCAGUCAGCCGAGAACCAAGACUCGUUCGGGAACUUGUCGAUGCGAUGUCUGUAUGUCGAAGACCCUGCCUCUUCCUUUGUUCCCCACUCGCUCUUCAGGAGUCGGCCCAAACCCGGAUGGUCUUUCAUGCUGAGGAUUCCUGAGAAGAAGAACAUGAUGUCUUCCCGUCAGUGGGGACCGAUUUUUUUAAAAGUCUUACCUGGAGGAAUUUUGCAAAUGUAUUAUGAGAAGGGGUUAGAAAAACCAUUUAAAGAGUUGCAGCUCGAUCCUCAUUGCAGGCUUUCUGAACCCAAACUUGAGAACUUUAGCGUGGCAGGAAAAAUCCAUACUGUGAAGAUUGAACACGUGUCUUACACAGAAAAAAGAAAAUACCAUUCUAAGACAGAAGUAGUUCAUGAGCCAGACAUAGAACAGAUGCUGAAGUUGGGGUCCACAGAGUACAACGACUUCCUCGACUUUCUGACUACUGUGGAGGAGGAGCUGAUGAAGCUACCAGCCAUUUCAAAACCAAAAAGGAACUAUGAGGAACAAGAAAUUUCCCUGGAAAUUGUGGAUAACUUUUGGGGUAAAAUCACGAAAGAAGAAGGAAAAUUGGUUGAAAGUGCUGUGAUCACUCAAAUCUGUUGCCUGGGCUUUGUGAAUGGGAACACGGACUGCUUUUUAACAUUGAAUGACCUUGAGCUGCAGAAGCGAAAUGAACAGUAUUUUGAAAAAGACCCAGAAAAGAAGGGGAUUGAUAUUCUUGACUAUCAUUUUCAUAAGUGUGUGAAAGCACAAGAAUUUGAGCAAUCGAGAAUCAUUAAGUUUGUACCUCUGGAUGCCUGCCGGUUUGAGCUGAUGCGUUUCAAGACUUUGUAUAACGGGGAAGAUCUCCCCUUUUCUCUGAAGGCUGCUGUGGUUGUCCAGGGGGCAUAUGUGGAGCUGCAGGCCUUUGUUAACAUGGCCCCAUUGGUUCAGAGACCAUCCCAUCCCAGUUCCUCGAGGUCCUGUGACAACAUAAUGAUACACUUUCCUGUCCCAUCGCAAUGGAUCAAAGCCCUGUGGACCAUGAACCUCCAGAGGCAGAAGUCCCUGAAAGCCAAAAUGAACCGCCGGGCAUGUCUGGGGAAUUUACAUGAACCUGAAUCUGAACCUGUCAUACAGGUCACUGUGGGGUCAGCAAAAUAUGAGAGUGCCUACCGGGCCGUGGUAUGGAAGAUAGACCGGCUUCCUGAUAAACAUUCAAGUCCUGAUCAUCCCCAUUGUUUGUCAUACAAACUAGAACUUGGAUCAGACCAAGAAAUCCCCUCUGAUUGGUAUCCAUUUGCUACUGUUCAGUUUGGGAUGCUUGACACCUGUGCGUCAAGGACGGAGGUCAUGUCUCUGGGGAUGGAGAGUGAUGUCCAGCCACAGAAACAUGUUCACCAGCGAGCUUGCUACAACAUCCAGGUGGAAAUAGAAAAGAAGUGGAUUAAAAUCGACGGAGAAGACCCCGAUAAAGCCGGCGACUGCAUAUCCCAGUAGGAGUAGCAAGAGUUAAAGACGGCGACCUACUUUUCAAAUGUGUAAUUCACAGAAACCACACACAGUUCUGCGACUGUACAGUGAAAAUGACUUCUGAAUAGAGGGCUUAGGACUGUCCAAUGGCUGUGUUUAGGGAAACUUAGACCUAAAACCAAACAAUCUAUAUUUUAUGCUUUUGAUAUGUGUGUACCCCAGGGGUUUGACCUGAAAUGUGUCUUUGUGUGAUGUUUCUGCUUCCUGUUGAAACUCAAAGGUGCUGUUAUUCAAUGUGUGACUCAACAUCCAGCUUGGCUAAAGUUGUUUUGAUUUUUGAUUACUCAGUGGUUGAUUGUUUUACACUCUGGAUUACCAAGGUGCCAUGUUUAUCCUCCAGUCCCUAUCUCUUCUGGCUGUGUUAGCACCCAUGCUGGAGGGGUGAGGCAAUCAAAGGAAACACAAAACAAAAUACUUAAUUUUCCUUUCCCUAUUGCUCAUCCCUGAAAUGUGGCUAGGUGUAGAAUGAUGCUGAAACCACAGGCUAAAGUGGAGAUGUGGAGGUAUCUGUGAUUUUGAAUUAUUUAUCUUCCUGUCCUCUUAAUACAUUGGUGAGUAAGCAUCCUCUAUAUUUGGUACCUGGCUUUCCCCCAUAGUAUUAUCAUUUUCAAAAUGGAUUUGUAUUCGAGUGUUUUGUUACAAAGAUCCUAUUUUUGUUGAUAUACAUAUUUCAGUACAAAUCAGUAAGACAUAUUGCUUUUUGCUUAGAAAGAUUCCUUUAUAAAAAUGGAAUCCCAGUAUUGGACACUAGUUAAAAUAUUUAUGUACAUUAAAGAUGAAUUUUUAAAGUUCAUGAAUAUGGUUUCCCAAAAGUACAGACUCUCAGAAUGUAUUUUGAUAAAGUAUUAUUUGUAAUUAAUACAAGGCUCUUUUGAGUAGAAGUCUAAGUCAUGCUAUGAUUAUUUUAUGCUAGCUCCACUACUAUGCUAUUUUUGCUAAUACUGCUAAGUUUAGAGUAUUUUUUCUUUAAAAGAUAAGCAAAGUAAAACACACUAGAUUGUUUUACCUAGAUUUCUAACAGGGGACUUUUUUAUUCUUCGAAGUCAGGUAAAUGUUUGGUUUCUAAUGAAAAGCCAAUGGCAUUAGCAGUUAUAAUUUUGUUUAUAACUUCCUUUCAAUAUUUACAGUAAAAAGUCAAACUUUUAAAAUGUAAAAAAAAAAAAUCUAUGUUCUAGGUAUUUUUUUAGUCUGAAAAACAAAGUCCUCCAUGUGAUAUUAAUACACCUUCAAUUUAUGUUGAAUCUGAAAUAUGAUUAGGAGGUAUUUUUCUCUAUUUACUAGAUUUGUUUUGCGUCAAAACUGAUAUAAUAAUGUUCUUCCAAACAACAUUUAUUUGUCGGCCCAGAGUAUAUUAUGUCUUAUGUUUUAUUUAAUAUUGUAUUACAUUCAUUUUAAUCUGUUCCAAAAACAGAUUAAAACAAACAUUUAUGAUGGUUUGUAUCAAUCAGCAGACUUUAUUACUUUUCAUUAUAUGGCUAUAACAGCAAAUAAUGCAAAAGUUGACUGUUGAAGUGAAUUGAUAUUGCUCUUUUUAACUCCACUUGAUGCAUUGCUCAUAAUAUCAUACUUGAGACUCACUGUUGAUGUAUAGGAGGGCAAAUCUGUGUGUGCAUCAUUUAGGAAAAAAAAAAUUCCACCAUCUUUCCUCAUCAUCUGGUGUGGCACAUUCUUGAGCGACUUCAAGCUGCUCAAAAUAAGUAUGGAGGCAGGCUGCAGCUGAUGCUACUGCAAGAUCCCAGGGAAGUCGGGGCUGGGUUAAUUACUGCCAUUCCUUUCAACUCUGUUGUGUGGCACCCUGCCCAUAAAGAAUUCAGAGUCUGAUUCAGAUGAACUUAAUGAAUAUUUACACCUCAAAAUAAUUUCAGCAAAGGGUUCAAUUCAUCACCCCUCAUGCUUCACAGGUUGCCCUAGUCUGUGUGGCCAUCUCAGUGCUGGGGUCAUUUCUUUACCAGCCAUCCAGCCUUCAGGGGCAUCUCAAGAGUCAGUAUUGGAAACACACUAACAAAACGCUGACUAAAGCCCAAAUGGAGUUUCUGCCUCAAUGCAAGGUUGACAGCAUUAACAGUGGGGUGCUACGGCAUAAUUGUUAAUUUGCACAUCUAUUAGGAUCCUUAAAUAUGCAUUACUUAAUGUUAAAUUAACAUUCUGUGUAGGGAGGAGAAGCUUUUUAAUACAAUUCUUCUGACCUCAGAAAUGGCAGAAGGUCAAAUGUGACCAUGGUGCUAUAAGUGAAAAAUCAGGUUGGGUCCACUUAGACUUACAAAUUGAAGCACAGUCUCCUUUGCUAGAAAGUAAAUGAUGAUCUUUGAGACAACAACUACAAUAACAAAAAUUGGGAAGGGAGGAAGGAAAUGAGUAAAGGAGGAACUAUCCCUUUUAAGCCUUGUAAUUUAGAUACUUUAGAUCAACCCUUUCUGAGUUUGACUGGGUUGGGGGUGGGGGGGGUGUCAGUCAUUUGAUUGACACAUGGCAGGCUUCCAAGGACUUGACCAGUUUCUAACUAGUCAUCUUGCUCUAAUUGUUCGGAUCUGGAUACCUUACCGGUCAAAUGAUCAUAUUAACUGUAAAUGAAUUCAUGGCUUGAUAGUUACCUGAUCAAUUGUUAGAUCAGAAUUUAAGGAUAUUUUCUUUUUCUAUGGGAAUAGAAAUAGUUUAUCCAUUUAAAAAGGUAUGAAAAAAAGAUACUUUCCAGCGCAUAAAGGCUGGAAUUUUUUAACCUGAUUUAUAUAUUAGACAAUUCUAGGGUUUAGUUCCCUUCAUUCUGGAGCUGUGCUUAUGAUGCAGCCCUUUUCUUAUAAAUUCAGUUACAAGGCCUUCCUUAAUAAUGAUUAAGUAUUAUCAUAUCUUACUUAAAAUAUUAUUUUAUGUCAUAUCAAUACAAGUAUCAAACAGAUUGAACCUUAAUCAUGUAACAAAGUAUUUGGUAGAUUGCAUAUUGGUUUUUCAAAAUUAAAGAUGUAUUUCAAAUGA